This is a messenger RNA of Theobroma cacao (cacao), 1032 nucleotides long. NCBI's taxonomy places the organism in Eukaryota, Viridiplantae, Streptophyta, Magnoliopsida, Malvales, Malvaceae. The record is from RefSeq and is a predicted model, not a curated record.
UGACCACGAAACCUCUGGGAUGACUUGCAUUGACUUUCCCACUUUUAAAUACACUGGGUCAGGAUUAGUGUUUCUCAAAGAGAUCAGCUACUGCUAAGAUUCUAUUUUCUUGAGCUUUCCUUCUUUUACAAAUUUAACCAAGAUCUUUUGAGAACAAAAGUACUAGAUCAGUUAGACCAGGCGAUGUACACUAUCUACUCUUUUGCCAUGUUCUUUAGAAUCUAACCAUAUAUGACUUCUUUGUCUGUGUCCCAUUUUUCUUUUUCUGUCAUUUCCUUUUCUUUGGCUUGGUAAUUAGGAUGCUAAUAGUCAAGAGUGAUUAAAGAAGGAAGAAUAGUACCAGGAACUUUUCUUUGUUUGAUACAUAUAUCUACUUCCAACAAUCCCUAAUUUCAUGUUAAUAAUAUUUCUGAUUUUUCCUUCUCUUAUAGUGAGUUUUCUUUCCCAUAACAUCUGCGCAAGGAGCAAAGGGAGCAACUUCAGAAUCGACUAGCAGCACAACUUCAUUAACUUUUCAUACUUGGAACCAGCAUGGCAACAUUCUCAAAGACACUAGAAGCAGAGGACUUAAAGAAAGUUGAUAAAGCUGGACAAGCUUGGAAAUUUCCAUGCUUCAUUGAGCAAAGUGGUUCUCUUGAAUUUGUUGGCCGUAAAGAUGCCAGAGCAAACCCAUCUGCUAUUUCUGUUCGUUGGCGUGCAUUUAUUCACCAGAAAGAUGCUAGAGUUGGUGAUACGGUUUUCCUUCACCAGGUAUCCAUGGAUGACAACCGUAUGGAGAUGCAGUUGAGAAUUGAAGUGAAGAAAAAAAUAAAAUUGUUUGGUGUGGAUCUGUGGGCUGUGGUUUAGUGUGACUGAGCAAGCAAAUGCUACAUAUAAAAGAAACAUAGACAAGGUGCUAUCAGUAUAUACUGUUUUUUCUUUCGUCCUAAUCCAAAUGCAUGUAAAUUUUUCCUAUCCAUGUUAUUUAUGUUAACAGUUUUAAUUUGAUACCUAGCUAAAAAUUAUUUCAUCAAAAGGGUUCUUUCUCUUACA